AUGCAGGACUUUGUUGAGGCUUUGGACGUGGUGGCAGAGGCUCUCCAGAAGGAUGACCAGCAGCACCCAGCAAACUCGAGCAAAGCCGUUCCUCCGCUGGACCCGACAUUCGGCACACUUCUUCAGAGCAUUGCAAACGCAGCGGCACAUGACCUCCGCAAGUUGUUUGUUGCCACCAUGAAGCCGCCAGUGAACCAAGACGACGUCAAGGCCAUUUGCGCGGAGUGCAAGAACACCAGCGUCAUGCUUGUUGCACACUGCACCAAUGCCCUCACACAGAGCACGGCGCUGCACGACGCCAUGCUGCCGCUGGUGGAGGCGUACCUCAACACAACGCGUGCAUGGGUCCGCGCACUCAUCCAGAACAACAGCAUCGGCACAGCGUGA
Messenger RNA from Salpingoeca rosetta, 387 nucleotides. RefSeq lists its product as uncharacterized. The record is from RefSeq and is a predicted model, not a curated record. The transcript has 5 exons. The coding region runs from base 1 to 387 and encodes 128 amino acids. NCBI's taxonomy places the organism in Eukaryota, Choanoflagellata, Craspedida, Salpingoecidae.